Humulus lupulus (European hop) is the source of this 2037-nucleotide messenger RNA. Its product is annotated as WAT1-related protein At4g08290. The record is from RefSeq and is a predicted model, not a curated record. NCBI's taxonomy places the organism in Eukaryota, Viridiplantae, Streptophyta, Magnoliopsida, Rosales, Cannabaceae. Gene Ontology annotation, molecular function: transmembrane transporter activity. Gene Ontology annotation, cellular component: plasma membrane. The coding region runs from base 83 to 1321 and encodes 412 amino acids. The transcript is spliced from 7 exons.
UACUCAAAUUAACAGCUAUAGUUGUUUUCAUAUAUUAAUAUGUAUAAUUCUUUCACACAAAAAUAAAUAACUCAGAAUCAUCAUGGGUGAUAACAAUAGUGUUAAUGUUUGUGUAAAAUCACCAAAUGAUGAGUUUGGUGAAGGUGAAUCAUCAUCACCUGGUCCUGGCCAGUACUGGGAAUUAUUCCAUAAGAUGACGCCUUUUUUGCUAAUGGUAGGGUUGCAGUUCGGUGGCGCUGGAAUGUAUAUUACAACCAUGGCUACUCUCAGCCAUGGCAUGAAUCGCUACGUACUUAUCGUCUAUCGAAAUGCUAUUGCUGCUCUCGUUCUUGCUCCUUUCGCACUCAUUUUCGAAAGGAAAAUAAGACCAAAGAUGACACUCCCUGUCUUCCUUCAGAUAAUGCUCCUUGGAUUCUUAGAGCCAAUUAUUGAUCAAGGAUUCGGUUACCUUGGAAUGAACUACACAUCGGCAUCAUAUACAUCUGCUAUAAUGAACGCUGUGCCUUCCGUCACAUUUGUCAUCGCAGUUGUUUUCAGGAUAGAGAGAAUAAAGAUUAAGGAGAUAAGAAGUCAAGCAAAGGUGAUAGGAACCGUAGUGAGCUUCUCAGGGGCUUUGCUAAUGACACUGUAUAAAGGUCCUGUGAUUGACCUCUUCUGGACAAGGACCACAGACCACCAUUCAACUAUCACCCUCUCCGAUAAAAACUGGGUCCUCGGCACUAUUUUUAUUCUCAUUGGCUGUGUUGCCUGGUCCUGUUUCUACGUUUUACAAUCAAUUACGGUGAAGAAGUACCCGGCAGAGCUGUCUUUGUCGUCAUUGAUAUGCUUGUCUGGUGCGUUGCAAAGCACAGCACUAGCCUUAGUCGUGGAACGCCACCCCAGUGCUUGGGCCGUGGGUUGGGACUCCAGGCUUCUAGCUCCUGUCUAUACGGGAGUCGUUAGCUCUGGAAUUACAUACUACGUGCAAGGCCUAGUGAUGAAAACUAGAGGCCCAGUAUUCGUGACAGCAUUUAAUCCUCUCUGCAUGGUCAUCGUUGCCAUCCUUGCAUCCAUCAUUCUUGCUGAGAAAAUUCAUCUUGGAAGUGUGAUUGGAGGAAUUAUAAUAACAAUAGGGCUAUAUUCAGUGGUGUGGGGCAAAAACAAAGAUUAUUCCAAGUCGCAGGAGGAUCCGGAGGUACUGAUAUCACCAUCGUCGUCAGUAGUAGUAGUACAACAACAAGUAGUAGCUGAACAGAAGCUACCACUAAGUAUUUCAACGUCCAAUAUUGGGACAACAGUUGCCACUGCCGUAGAUAAAAGCGACCAACAAACUACUCAUUAAGAACCAAUCCAGAAUAUGUUCCAACAAUAUUAGUGCUCUUCAUCACAUUAUAAAGUCUUUAUAAUUAUUAAGUGCUACCUUCGUCAUUCUAUAUUAUUAUUAUUAUUAUUAUUAUUAUUAUUAUUAUUAUUAUUAUUAUAUUUUCAUCCCAGCCCACCCUCUCUUAAAUAUAUAUAUAUAGAGGUUGAUUUUAUGGAGCACCUCACGAAAAUAGAGGUGUACCGGUGCAACUUUUUGGUUUUCUAGUUUGCGAGUAAGUUUUGGUGCAAUUUUUUGUAUGGUUGUGUACAUUGAAAUUAUUUUGAGCAUUUUGUAAAAAAAAUUAAUUUUUUUUACUAAUGUAUAGUACUGAAAACAAGGUUUAAAACAUGUUGUUUUCCACGCGCAUAAAAAAAAUAGUCACGUGUGUAACAACAUUAUUUUAACCUUAUUUUCAAUACUGUAAAUUAUUUAGAAUUUUCUAAAAAAUAUAUAAAAUGUUCUAAAUAACUACAAUGUACACAAUCAUAAAAACAAAAUAUACCGAAAUCUACUCCUACAAACACGAUAAAUUGCACUAGUGCGCCUGUUUUUCUAAUGUACUCCUAAAAAUUUUCAUAUAUAUAUAUAUAUAUAUAUAUAUACUCUUUGUUGAGGGUACUACCACUUUAAUUUUGAUGCACUAAUAUAUGUACGUAUAUUUAUAUAUAAAUAUAAUAAAUAACUUUUUCUAUCUA